Molecule: messenger RNA, 414 nt
Organism: Balaenoptera ricei (Rice's whale)
Lineage: Eukaryota; Metazoa; Chordata; Mammalia; Artiodactyla; Balaenopteridae
Product: cuticle collagen 2-like
Exons: 1
Coding region: 1-414 (137 amino acids)
Source: RefSeq, a predicted model, not a curated record
AUGCGAGGCCGCACCGCCGCUGGGAGCGCAGCCCGCACCCCGCCGCCGGGCCCGGGGAGCUCCCCCAUCCCGCUCCGCGGGGCAAGCAGUCCAGGCGCAGGGGAGCUGGGCGCACCCCUCUCGGCGGACGCUCAGGGGGCGGCCCCGACCCCGCGCACAGCCUUGGCCCAGGUCCCGGGCUCGCUGGACGCGGGCGGGCGCACAGAGCCGGGCGCACGGGCUGUACGCGCCGGGAGAAGUCCGCAAGCCGGUCCCGCGGCUCCCCGGGGUCCCCCGAUGUCCCCGGCCCUGGUCCUCUCCCCCACCUCGCAGACGCAGCCAGAGGCGAGCGCUUACCGGUCCCGGCGCGGCUGGCAGGGGCUGGGGCGGCUCGGGCCGGCGGCCGCUGGGAGCGACGGCGCUGGGCGCGAGUGA